UAUGACUGUGACUGUGUGUGAUUACGACGAACAGUUAAUUUGCAAGGUGUCUCAAACUCAAGUUCGAAGUUUUCGUCGUGUAAAUUUAAGAGGAUACGGCAAAGAAUUGUUGCAUCUAGAUUAUAUCGUACAGCAAGUAAUCAAUUCGUAAUGAAAUAGUCGGAACGGAGAUCUCUGUAAUUGUAAUGUUAAUGAAAUUGAUAUCUAGAACGUAACCCUCCCAUACCUUUGAAAAGUACCAAAUAUUUCACAAUGAGUUCUGGGUUUAUAUCGGAAGCUGAGAUUGCAGAGCAACGAAGAAUACGACAAGAAGAAUGGGAGCGUGUACGAUCUGCAGAACAACCAUUAGAGGCUCCAGAAGAAUCUUAUGAUCCAAGAUCUCUGUACGAGCGAUUACAAGAACAGAAAAACAAAAGAGAUGCAGAAUAUGAAGAAGCACACAAGUUGAAAAAUAUGAUAAAAGGUUUAGAUGACGAUGAAGUAGAAUUCUUGGAUUUAGUGGACAGAACUAAAUUAGAAGAAGAACGUAAAAAGAAUCUUGAAGAAGAAAAAGAGAUGCGUGAUUUCAAAGCAGCUGUUGCAUCAUUACAGGAAAGAUCUUUGAAUGAGAAAUUAAAACAAGAAUUGAAGAAUCCACAAAUUGUAAAUAAAAAUGUUUCCUGUGGAAGUAGCCGCACUUCACAAUUAAAAUUACUAGCUGGUGUUGUAGUUAAGCGUCCAGAAAAACAAAAGCAAGAAGUUACAAGAGGUAUUAAAAGAAAAUUAUCUGAUGAAAACAUCAAUGCAUCAAUAAAAGAAGAUAGUGAAAAAAGUGAACAUACGGACAUUAAAAACUUAGAAUGUGAAUCUGGAUACCCAGAUGAUUCUUUGCAAAGCAAAUAUAGUGAUUCAGGGAGCAUGAAAUGUAUUGGAAUUUUGCCUGGGCUUGGCUCUUACGAAGAUUCUAGCGAUAGUGAAUGUAGUUCGGAUACGGAUCAAGAUCCAGAUCCAAAUCAUCCCCGAUACGACCUUCUAGGUCGGAAAAUAGUACAUUUACAAGAGAAGGUCUUAGAUAAAGAAAACUUGAAAGACAAAAGCUGAACGCAGAGUACUUGUAAACUGUGUAAUACGAAACGUCAUUUUACUCUUACUGUUAGAUAAAUUACCAUUUUGUUUUGCCACUUACUGUAACUGUAUAAUAUUA
Ceratina calcarata is the source of this 1183-nucleotide messenger RNA. Its product is annotated as protein FAM192A-like. Bases 253 to 1080 code for a protein of 275 amino acids. Gene Ontology annotation, cellular component: nucleus. The record is from RefSeq and is a predicted model, not a curated record. The transcript has 6 exons. Lineage: Eukaryota; Metazoa; Arthropoda; Insecta; Hymenoptera; Apidae.